Messenger RNA from Solanum dulcamara, 615 nucleotides. RefSeq lists its product as uncharacterized. NCBI's taxonomy places the organism in Eukaryota, Viridiplantae, Streptophyta, Magnoliopsida, Solanales, Solanaceae. The record is from RefSeq and is a predicted model, not a curated record. The transcript has 3 exons. Bases 1 to 615 code for a protein of 204 amino acids.
AUGGGAAGAUUUGAUUCCAAGAAGGAAGAACCUUCUAUAGAUUUAUUAAGAGGAGAAGUAAAAAUUCUCAAGAAUGAAAUCAGAGAAGUCAAAGCAAGACUUCACAAAAUUGAGAUUGAAAAUCUCACUACUCAACUUCACAAAGAAACUACCAGUCAAGAAAAACCUUCCAAAGCCAUCCUUACAGAAGAAACUGAUUCUGACUCUGAAACAAAAUCCCACAGGAUUGUAUCUGAUGCAGGUAAAUCUGACGCAGACAGUGGUGCUGAUAGAAACUGCAUUGUUGAAGGAUUGAUACCUACAAAAUACCUUACUAAGGGAACUACAAAAUUAUACAGCGCCACAGGGAAAAACAUGAGGCCAGGAGCGCCAGUAGCCAAAGGACCCUUUAAAGGGAAAGAAGUGGCCGCUAAACCUACUACGGCUAAACCAUUCAACAUCCGACCUGAAAUUACAGGAUCUUCCAAUCGUUAUUCAGCUUUAGCCCAACUACCACCUAUAAAUCCUUUCGUAGUCCCUCCAUUACCUCCAAGCAUGUCUUCAAACAUGCUUGUUAUGAAGAAACCUUUUGCUCAAACCCCAGAGCCAAGCUCCCUCUCUCCUUCAGGAAAAUAG